Molecule: messenger RNA, 1566 nt
Organism: Schistocerca piceifrons (Central American locust)
Lineage: Eukaryota; Metazoa; Arthropoda; Insecta; Orthoptera; Acrididae
Product: probable cytochrome P450 6a14
Exons: 6
Coding region: 1-1566 (521 amino acids)
Molecular function (GO): oxidoreductase activity, acting on paired donors, with incorporation or reduction of molecular oxygen; iron ion binding; heme binding
Source: RefSeq, a predicted model, not a curated record
AUGCCCCUCACCGGUUCUUACCUGGGCGACGCGGCGGCUGCAGUGACGUUCGUGGCAGCCAUGCUGGUCCUCGUGUGCAGAUGGAUCUACGGAUACUGGAAGCGGCGCGGCGUCCCGUUUCUAGAACCGGAAUCCGUGUUCGGUAAUUUUAAGGAGAUCCUUCUGAGCCGGAAAUACUUCGGUGAAGGCUUGCAAGAGCUUUACUGGCGCCUGCAGCCUCACCCUUACGGCGGGAUCUUCGUAUCUCUGAGACCGGCGCUUCUCGUCAGAGACCCCGAUCUCAUCAAGAGCUGCCUCGUCAAAGACUUCAACCACUUUCAACACAGGGGAUUCAAGGUGGACGAGAAGCACGACCCGCUGAGCGCCCACCUGUUCAACCUGGGCGGGCCGCGGUGGCGAGCGUUGCGCACCAAACUGACGCCGACGUUCACGUCGGGCAAGAUGCGGCUCAUGUUCCCACUGAUGGAGGCGUGCGCGCGCGAAAUGGUCGCCGUGCUGCAGCCGCUCGCCGAGGGCCGCCAGGAGGUCGAGAUCAAGGAGUGGAACGCCAGGUUCACCACCGACGUCAUCGGCACCUGCGCCUUCGGCAUCCAGUGCAACUCGCUGCGCGACCCCGAGUCCGAGUUCCGGAAGAUGGGGCGCAGCAUCUUCAACUCGCCCUUACGAACACUCUUCAACUUCGUGCGUUGUGGUUACCUCCUGCACAUAAAUUCUGUAAGUCCGGGGUGUGAGCGCUUCUUCAUGGGUGUCGUGCGUGACACAGUGGACUACCGGAAGAAGAACGACGUGAAGAGGAACGACUUCGUCAACCUGUUGCUGGAGCUGCAGGAGAAGGGACAGGUGCAACCCGACCACGAAAGUGCAGACACUGGGAAAAAGGUCGCUCACUCGCCGGACAUCGACUUCACCUUCACAGACGACCUGUUCGCUGCACAGUGUUUCGUCUUCUUCGUGGCCGGUUUCGAGACGUCUUCCACGACAAUGAGCUUCUGCAUCCACGAGUUGGCAGUCAACCCCGACGUGCAGGACCGCCUCAGGUCUGAAGUCGACAGUGUGCUCAGUAGACACGGCGGGGAGGUGACGUACGAUGCCGUACAGGAGAUGACCUAUCUGGACAUGGUGGUCGCAGAGACACUUCGGAAGUAUCCGCCUGUAGCUAACUUCAGCAGAGCCUGCACCGAGCCCUACAACCUACCGGGCACCAGUGUCAGGAUAGAAAACCCCGUGAAGGUCAUAAUACCGGUCUACGCGAUCCACCACGAUCCCAAAUACUACCCGGACCCGGAAAAGUUCGACCCUGAGCGCUUUACGGAAGAGGGCAAGGCGUCACGACACCACUUUGUUUACCUGCCGUUCGGAGAGGGACCGCGUAUCUGCAUAGGUAUGCGUUUCGGCCUACUGCAGGCUAAGCUGGGCAUCGCUUCUCUGGUCUCCAAGUUCGUCUUCAGUGCCACCAGCAAAACUCCUGUCAAGCUACGGAUGGAUCCCAAGUCAGCUGUGACGUCAUCCAUCGGAGGCAUCAACGUGCGUAUCUCCGCGAGGACUCGAAAUGACGGCGAGUGGUGA